AUGGGGCAGCCUUGGGCGGCUGGGCGAUCCGAGGGGGCGUCCGCGCGGCUGCCUCUCGUGCUCACGGCGCUGUGGGCCGCCGCUGUGGGCCUGGAGCUGGCUUACGUGCUGGUGCUGGGUCCUGGGCCCCCCCCUCUGGGACCCCUGGCUCGGGCCUUGCAGCUCGUACUAGCCGCCUUCCAGCUUCUUAACCUGCUGGGCAACGUGGGGCUCUUCCUGCGCUCGGAUCCCAGCAUCCGGGGCGUGAUGCUGGCCGGCCGCGGUCUGGGCCAGGGCUGGGCCUACUGCUACCAGUGCCAAAGCCAAGUGCCGCCGCGCAGUGGGCACUGCUCGGCCUGCCGCAUCUGCAUCCUGCGCCGGGACCACCACUGCCGCCUGCUGGGCCGCUGCGUGGGCUUCCGCAACUACCGGCCUUUCCUGUGUCUGCUGCUUCAUGCUGCCGGUGUCCUGCUCCACGUCUCUGUGCUGCUGGGCCCUGCCCUGACAGCCCUGCUGCAAGCCCACUCACCUCUCCACACCGCCGCCCUCCUCCUGCUGCCCUGGCUCAUGCUGCUCACAGGCAGAGUGUCUCUGGCACAGUUUGCCCUGGCCUUCGUGACGGACACGUGUGUGGCAGGUGCAUUGUUGUGCGGGGCUGGGCUGCUCUUCCAUGGGAUGCUGCUGCUGCGGGGUCAGACCACAUGGGAGUGGGCUCGGGGUCAACACUCCUAUGACCUGGGCCCCUGCCACAACCUUCAGGCAGCCCUGGGGCCCCGCUGGGUCCUCGUCUGGCUCUGGCCCUUCCUGUCCUCCCCGUUGCCUGGCGAUGGGAUCACCUUCCAGACCACAGCUGAUGUGGGACUCACGGCUUCCUGACUCCAGGAAGAGCCUCAGCUGUAUGGGGUUGAGGGGAGGGAUGGGGGCUAAUGACUCGUUUCCGGCUUCACCCCCAGCCUCAGCAGGGAAGUUGGGUUGGCCUUUAAUGCCUGCAGUGGGCAACUCGUGCCCCUUCCUUGGCCUUGCCCCUGCUCAGCUUGGAUUCCUGCGACUGUGCCUCUUUUGGCAGAGGAGUACAGAGGAGGGUCUGGCAAGGGGCUGUCGGCCAGCAUAGCUGCCCCUCUGCCAGAUUAAUAAAGUGCUGACUUGGUUCU
Messenger RNA from Galeopterus variegatus (Sunda flying lemur), 1130 nucleotides. RefSeq names its product zinc finger, DHHC-type containing 24 (gene ZDHHC24). Gene Ontology annotation, biological process: protein targeting to membrane; peptidyl-L-cysteine S-palmitoylation. Bases 1 to 855 code for a protein of 284 amino acids. The transcript is spliced from 3 exons. Lineage: Eukaryota; Metazoa; Chordata; Mammalia; Dermoptera; Cynocephalidae. The record is from RefSeq and is a predicted model, not a curated record. Gene Ontology annotation, molecular function: protein-cysteine S-palmitoyltransferase activity. Gene Ontology annotation, cellular component: endoplasmic reticulum; Golgi apparatus.